Messenger RNA from Macadamia integrifolia, 1182 nucleotides. RefSeq lists its product as uncharacterized. Lineage: Eukaryota; Viridiplantae; Streptophyta; Magnoliopsida; Proteales; Proteaceae. The transcript has a single exon. Bases 1 to 1182 code for a protein of 393 amino acids. The record is from RefSeq and is a predicted model, not a curated record.
AUGCAAGGAGGAGAGAGAGUGUCUGGCGAUUUGGGAAGGGAUUCAGCCGACGAAGAAGAAGGUGAUGGAGGCGCUAGGGAAUCUCCUGAUCGAGGUCCAGAGGUUCUAGUCCCUAAUGGUUUGCCGGAGGUGGUGAUGAAUAAAAGAUCAUAUGCAACGGUAGUGGGAAACUCUUCAUGGCCUACGAUUGAUUCGCUCCCUGAUCCAAUCCAGGCAAGGAAUUUCCAACGCAUAGUCAUUCCCCAACAAGACUAUGAAUCCAAAAGGCAAAACUUUCGUUUUGCACUGAUAGGGAGAGUGAACUUCUGCCUGAUUUCACUUGAUGCUUUGAGGGAGGAGGCAAGUGUCAACUGGAAACUCAGUAAAGGCAUGACCAUGCAUCCCCUUGGGAAAGGUUUUGUAAUCUUCCAAUUUCAAUGUGAAGGCGACAAGUCUGCAGUAUGGAGGAGGAGUCCAUUACGAGUAGGAGAUCAGGUUAUCCGAUUCCAACACUGGAAGCCUGACUUCAAUAUCCAUGAGAAGCAAACAUUCACAAAACUUGUUUGGAUCCGUCUUUCGGAUCCUCCUCUCGAGUACUGGCAUGAGAAUGUGCUACUAUCUAUUGCAAAGGCAGUGGGUCGCCCUGUGGCUUUAGACCGUAGGACAAGGGAAGGUCUUCUAGGGUACUUUGCAAAGGUGCUUGUUGAAAUUGAUAUAUCGGAGUCGGCUGUGAGGAUUGACGAAGUUCAGGUCGAAAGAUUAGAACUAGGUACUGCUAAAGUAUUUGGUUUUCGUCAAAAGGUGGUGUACGAAGACAAUGUUGAGCGAUGUGGGUACUGCAGGCGAUUGGGCCAUCAAGUAUCAUUUUGUAGAUUGAAGAAAGCAGAGGAUGCGAAGCAAUCCGCCAAGGACAAUGCAACAUUAGUCCCAGGGGCGGUGUUCGUGGAAGAUGGAGUCAACCCGAAAAGGGUUAACUCGGUGGUGGAGUUACCAAGUUUAAGUGGGGAUUUUAUUAAUGCAAAUCAAGACAAUCCCAAUUUAGGGAAUCAUCAUGAUUUGGUGGGAGGUGGAAAUCUCCAAAUAAUUUUGGAAGCUCCUUUAAUUACUCCAAAUGAAGUUGGAAAGGAGGCUGUCACGAUAGUCACUGAAGAAAAUUUGGAUUCAAAAUUCAGUAGAGAAAGAUCUCCAAGAUCCGUUGGAUAA